AUAGUUCUUCCCCCUUUCCAUUACAGCACCAAAAACAAGUAACACGUGUUCAACUAGAAAAACAAGAAUACGAGGAGAGCUAAAAACAAAGCAUCAAAAGGCCUGUCCCCCUUUCUAUUAAUAACCAUCCAACCUCAUCCCCAUUUAUAGUGAAUAAAGAGACAAUAGUGGAGAAGAUACUUAUAAUCUUCAGUAGCAGUUGGCUGAUAGAAGAACAACAACUAGAGGGAGAAGGAACAUUGUUACAAGUAGAAAAAAGACAGAAAGAGAGGAGACAGAAUUAAAAAGUAGAGACCCAAAAAAUCUUCGUUCGAUCAUAGGAGAAAAGAUACACUGACAGCCUGUUUGACGAUACCGCUGGCAUUGGUGAGGAGACCCAGAGGCAUCGCACGGCUGGGAACGAGAUACUCCGAGCAGUUUACAUCUACUAGAGUCCAGGAAGAGAUCCAGCUGUAUCUUCAUAAAACCCUCGUCCAACUUUACAACUAGACGGAGUUCACAGGAGUAGUACGCAGCCUAGUUGUACCCACCAGCACUGUCAUUGGGAGCAGCGAGGAGAGCCAUAUAGUACUCCACAACUACUAAUACCACUCAAGUACUCUUCUUGAAAACUAGUACUACAUCAAGAGCCUUCUACUUUCCAAGGUGUGGAGCCACAAGAACAUCUGCAGCCGACUCCUGCGCGGUUGGCCCAGUUUUUUAGGAGUUUGCCCGUUCACUCGUCAGAACGCAGCACCUCCAGAAAGCUUUAGCUUAAAUUGAAAAGCCACUACCUCGUCCACCUCCUAGACUGCAGUACAACUUGUAGGCAAGAACUUUUUCUAGUAGAACUGUGGUAAGUACUUCCAGGGCCGCAAACAUGGUAGACAGCACUACGCACACGGCCGCGGAGGUUCGGGCUUUCGUCUUGAUGACACCUUGGAGCCCGAUAGUUCAUAUUCCGGUUUUAGGGGUCACCUUUGUCAUCAACGCGAAACCGGCGUGGGACGACCAUCCUCCAACUUUUUUAUGGCGAGAAAGCAAAUGAGCUCCCGUUAUCUCAUUUUUCAUUUUUUCAUAAAGUAGAAUAGAACUAGAAGACGAACUUCGGGAGAGUCCUUGUUACUAAUAUUAUGCAGUGCCUUUUCAGUUUCUGAGGAAAAUUCGAUAUGAAAUUGAUUAGAAGACGAGGGGUCCGUCACUGCUGGUGUCCUACAAUAAUUGAAUUAUAUGCCUGAUUCAUCUCCUACAGUCAGAAGUUUUCUAGCAAAUUACUACAUGCGCUGAGGCUCCUUUUGCUUUUUUUCAUUAUGACCGACGUCUUACACGCCGUCUGGCUGGUCCACAUCGCAGUCGUCCAGCAACAAGAAAGGGGAGUUGGUACCCGUAGAUACUAAAAGUGGAGUACUAUGGCACCACCACAGAUCGCCGCAAAAACUACUGCAGCAGCGGCUUUACAAGAUGCUCAUGCCAUCCACUGUGGCCCAGACCGCAUCUUAUGGUGGAGGUGUUACUCAGAAAGAUCAAAUGGCACUAUUCGUUCGAAAUCGAAGUAGAUAUGCCUAGGUCUACUUGAAGACUGGCAUCGACUUGUUGGACAUUUUUAACUUUAUAGAGGUGAUUUUGACCCAAUAACAGCGUCACAGAAUUAUUGCGUGAACUAGUAUGUGCAUGAUGUCCUACAGUCGUUUUCUAAGAUACUUCUGGCGAAACCACGUCAACCGCGUGUCUCCAGCAAUGUAAGAGUCUUUCCAGUACUACUACUAGAGCAACGUCUUCUGCUGGGAGAUUCGAUUUUCUAUUGCGAGAUCCGCAGUAUGUCGUGAUGCGAAAGCGAUCCUUCGUACCACGUGGGCCACAACAGAAGAUCUAUACGUCGACAAUCUCCCAUCAGAACAUCGUUCAGAAUGCUGCAGCUAUUCGGAACGUUGCUACAGCUGCCUCAUCAAGUACUGCUGCUUCUUCUGCUUCUUCUGCUGUUCCAUCGACAAGCAGCUCCUCUUCUUCCACUUCGGUACCAGUACCGGUUACGGUUUCUACUAGGAGCAUGAUCACAUCUUCUACAUGGUGGUCCUCCUCCUUCACGUAUUGGAAUACCAACACUGCUUGUCCGUAUUUGUACGGUAAGAGGAUGAUGUUGCGCUCUUGCGAUCCUUGUUACAACAACUUGUACAAGAGUAAAUGUCAACUUCCAACUUGCGGCGCCAAGAAGAGGUACUAUAGUAGAGGAAAGAGCACUAGAACAAGUACAACUCGUGUCUCUGGAGGACAGCUGUGUACAAAAAAUGCGAAAGGGGAAUUUUUCGGACCUGUGAGACCGCCACUGGAAGUUGUGUCUGCGACGACAGCAGGCGACCUUCUCUUCGGAGCGACGAGACUGUCUACUCUCCGUUUGGCUUAUAUUAUGACUUGAAGAUGAAGAGCGGGUGCAUGUGAUACUAUUUGUGGUACUUUUGAUGCUUCAUCUACUUUCGAGACCUUGUCGUGCUCACGGGGAAAAAUCUUCAAGUACUAGUUGAGGGCUACAUCACUUCGUUGUAUCCUUCAGCAUAUAAUUCCUAUUGGAUCUGAGUAGAAAUGUAGCUGGUUCUCCAUUUCCUCGUCACACAUCAAACAUGUUCAAGAGUUCUUCACCUCUAAUAUCCCCUUGAGUUUCGAUUACGAUUUGCAUCGUCCGCUCUCGCAUUCUGACGUGCUAGUUCGUGCGAUGUUGCUGCAAAACUUGGCCCGUCUCUUGCAUCAGUGGCUACGAUCCCAGAAAAGAAGGUAUUCGAAAACUUCUUGAAAUAACCGAAUUAAUGACUGAAAUAAGGGAGGUAGCUUUGAAAGGCUACGAUCAUUUCAGUACUAUCUUCUGCGUUAUUCUAGUCAUUUACUUGCGUAUUUCAGUUUUUCGAAUACAUUCUUUGCUGGGCUCCCAGCCACUGGCGCAAGAGACUAGGAAAAUGGUUGACGUUGCACUCAAAGUUAUACUAUGAAAAUGGUUGACGUUGCACUCAAAAUUGAUGAAUGCAUUUUGUAAUACGCGAAGAGCCUUCACUACGCGUUCACGGAUGAACCUCUUGUCCUUUGAUUACCCUCUGAUUUUUAACAUCAACAACUGAAUCAGCAACACGCUUAUGCUGAUGGAUGCAGAGGAGGGGUUAGCGAGUAAGGACUUUUGCUUCGUCCAAAAAGACGAGGAUGAGGAGGAGUUCUGUGUGCUUGAUGCUCCUGGUACUUCUACUUCCUAACUCAUAAACUUUUGUUUUGUGCUAGCUAAGACCUGGUUGGUAGUUUUUCAUCUGAAUUUCGAUAAAUUGUAAUAUUGUAAGUAUCUGUAAGAACGUGAACGACCGAAUAUUUAGUGUCUUGUCACCAGCACCUCGCAUGUAGAUCGAGUAAAGGCACCUACUUACCCUUCAGACAACUGUUACUUCAUAUGAGCAUCCACUGAAUAAAUGUCUGAACUCUUGGUCUUAGGUCUUGCUCGGUAAAGCCACCCUCAUUUUCUCCUUAACACUUGGUAGUAGGGACCGUUGGGAAGUUUGACUUUUAGUUCAAUAAGGAUGAUCGACACUUGUUCGAAGUUGAUUCGUGUUUUACACAGUCGGCAUUGAAUUGUCAUUCUACCCGAGUUGAAUUUUAGGUCGUUGUGUGGCUUUUUGAUAGUCUUACUGUUACCUCGUAUGGUGCAGCCGCUGUGUAGCCUUGUCCACAUGCACUGUAUCCGAAACCUAACCAACUGUUACUUGAAUACUUUCUAUGAGCAUCCACUGAAUAAAUGUCUGAACCCUUAUUUAACAGAUGAUGGAGAAACUACGGAGGCUGAAGCCGAUGACUUCUGCGUGGUGGAGGAGUAUGAGGAAAUGCCGCCAGUUUUGGGAAGUGAGGACGAUGUUUGGUGCGAUAACGAUCUUUUGUUGUUAAGGCUACCUCAUAGAUACAACUGCUAAAAUAUGGCUUCGAAGUUGUUCAUGUGGAUCGUUGUCCUUCAAGAAGUUGUGUACUUACUAUGUAUGUAUAUAUUUAUAAUGGUAGUAGCCUGGUAUAAUACAAAUACUAGAAGAUCAACAGGCUGAAAGGGCCUCACAAUCCCAUUUGACAGGAUGGACAAUGAGGUAGCAUGACACGACAUGUUGAUAUUCUUAAAGGAUAGAUACGUACCCCCAUGAACGAUGGUAACAGGGACAAUUGCAUGCAUGCAUUGAAUUGAGGGACGGACUAACAGCUGAAGAUGAUAGUUCUAAUUCUCCAGGACGAAAAAGGGGAAGAGGAUGAAAAAGACGAGGAGGCUGGCGACGACUGGUGCUUCCUGGAUCGCCAUAACGGAUGGGCGGUGGUUUAG
Molecule: messenger RNA, 4306 nt
Organism: Amoebophrya sp. A25
Lineage: Eukaryota; Dinophyceae; Syndiniales; Amoebophryaceae
Source: the annotation of a GenBank genome assembly